AAAAUAUAAUCUACCAAACAUAAAUUUCCGUACGUUUUGCCCUGUGUUGAAUUAAAAUGGUACUGUAAAUAUCAUGUAACAGAGGAAAAACGCUUGAAAACAUUGAGGGGAAAAAAUGUGGGUGAGCGCAUGCGCACAACCAGGAAACCGGAUGAAGGCUAGUUGGAGAAGUAGCUAGCUGUUACUUUAGCAAACACACAAGCUAACGGCUGCAGCUAACUAACUUAUUAUAUUCUCUAUACAAAGGAAAAAUCAGUGUAUCUGUUGUUUUUCAUGUCUGUAGUGUUUCAUAGCCGGGUUACUGAAGUUAACUACGUUUGUUUUGUUGUGUGUAAAGCCAGACCGCAGGAUAGAGAGAUAGUUAACGCUAAUUAGCUUAGCUGUCGUCAGGUUAGCUUCCUGACCGCAGCUCGGGGGUGGAAGUUAACGGGAAGGCCUGACCUGCCUGCGAGAGAUAAAGUUAGAAAUACGGUUAAAAUAAUCGUUUAUGUUCCUGUAAAUGAUGGAGGUUUGAGCUCUGCUCUCUGUUCUGACCUGCUGUGUAAUUUUGGUGCGCGGUUUCUAGCUAAUUUGGGCUGCUGUGGAGGAGUUUAAACGCCGCGAUGUCGGGCGCGGAGGAGUCCCCGGGCUCAGCGGUGCUGGUGGCGGAGCUCUCGCUGUCGUUCCGGGACGAGCUGGCGGCCAGCAUUCAGAGCGCGCUCGGCGUGGCCGUGGAGCUCGCGGUGGCGGAGGUGACUAAACUGGUGAGCCAGGCCAUGAGGGACGUGCGUGACCAGAUGCACGAGACCCUGCGGGACAACAAGCGGCUCGAGUCCCGCCUACUCGCCGCCGAGAGCGAGCUGCGCUCCGUGCACGGCCGCCUGGCGGAGGCGCAGCGCCAAGCCAAGGCGAUGAUAAGGGUCGUGGAUCCGGGCUGUUCCUCCGCGAACGCCCAGGAGCGGGACGACAGCCCCGCUACCGACGUACAGGACUUGAGUCCUGAGCGGAUCGCAGAGUGCCUGGCGGACCUGGACCGAAACUACGGAGCGAGAGCGUCCCGAGAAGCUGAUGAUGGAAGAGGGGAUGGAUAUGAAGGGGCUUCUUCCUUCUGUGAGAUAAGAGAAGAUGGGAGCGUGUGCACUCAGGGUCUUAACCCAGAUUUAACCGAUCAGGAGUCCGCUGGGAAACAGCGGGUGGAGGCUACUAAAUGUGAGCCACCAGAUGGAGAAGACUAUCACAGUUCACAAGGAAGCCCCUCACAUUUCAAUCAGGCAUGUGUUGCACCAGUGGAGGAACCUGGAGGAUCUGCAGACCUGAUGGAGGGAUCUGCAUUGCAUGAGCCUUGCAUGUCAGCACCUCAGGUAGCUGUGAAGUUGGAGAAGCCUGAGCAGUGUGGUGACCCUGAGUGUGCUCCUCUCUCAGAGCAAGAAGAGUUUGGUUCAGACUGCCUCUCGCUGGCUCAGUCGAGAUUAUUGGACGAUUGGAGGGCUGAGUUGCAGCUGCAGAAUUGUCAGGCAGAUCCCUACACCUCCUCUGGCAGCAACGCUCUGGCUGAUCCUUCCAUCUUCCCGGGAGAGAUCCCAGAUCUGGACUUUCUCACUUCUCCUGCAUCCAGCCAGCCAGACCCGUUCCCUUCUCCGUCACGCUCACACAGAGAAGCCCCCUCUAUUUCAAAUCAGGUUCCUAAUCAGCUUUUCCCUGCCCACACCUCAGGACCCAUUCAGCAUCUCUGCAAAGUUUGUGGCCAGUCCUUCCUAAGGCAGGUGGAUCUUCGCAAGCAUCGAACCAUCAUGCACCCGAAAACGUCGGGGGUCCAUCACCGCAAGGCUCCCAAGCACAACCUGUUUCCCCCAGGACGCAGCCCCUACCACUGCUCCCAGUGUGGGCGAGAUUUCAAUCGCAUGGAGCACCUGAAGAUUCACCAGAGGAUACACACUGGCGAGAGACCGUAUGUGUGCACCGCCUGCAGUGCUUGCUUCCGCCACUCGUGGGCGCUGACGCGUCACUUCCGCAUCCACACGGGGGAAAUGCCGUACCAGUGUGGACAAUGCGGGAAAACCUUCCGGAACUGCGGGGGGCUGAAGUUCCAUCAAAGGUCACAUGCCAGGGGACAAGUGGCCUAACAAACAUUCAAGUGUGAAGGUUAGGGGGUCGGCAACCAGAAUGAGGGAAGAGACACUUUGUCCAGUUUAAACAAACAAAAAAAUAAAAUACCAGUAUGGAGGCUUCAGAUCUUUUAUAGUCUUAUUAUAUUAUGAUUUUUUAGUCAUUGUAUUUAUUUUGUGCAUGAUUUUCAAGCAGGAAUAUAAACCCUCUUUUGCUCUUCAUGACGCUUAGGGCAAAAAUUAAGUGUUAAUACACAAUACUUCUCAUGAGGUUUAUUAUGACUAACAUGGCUUUUCAUGUUUAUCAGAAGUUUUAGAAUGCUCUAAGUCUAAAGGAAGGUUUAAUUAGCUGCUAUAAAGCAUGCUUUAUCUUACUCAUUUUGCUCAUUUAAAAGCAUUGUAUGUUGAACAUGCACUGCAUCCUCUCGCCAUGUGGAACCAUACAUAGAGUGUGUCACACUCACUUUUUUGGUUUGUUUUAAUGGAACAAUAUGGGAAAAGCUCUAAUAUUAGCUAAAGUAAUGAACCAUAUAACCUUUAUUCUAUAAGCCUGAUUAUCAUAAAAACGCACUUUAGAUUGGCACAAUUCUCAGUGUAAUUUAAACUUUUUAAACCCCAAGUGUUAAAGCUCGUGUUGAUGCUUUUAUUGACUUUGAACCCUACACUCUUAAAAUGCUGCUACAAUGCUAUAGAAGAACCCCUGUUGGUUCCGUAAUGAAGCAUGUUUUGGUGCAUUUUCACUGCAUGGUAUCUACACCUCUCGAAUGAUCUUUGCUUGAAUUUUUAGCGCGCCAUAGACCUUGCAGAUCGCUAAAUGUCCAGAGAUUACAGAGGCAUUACUCUGCGCAGUGCAAAGCAGACAUCCUGCACAAAUGAUCCAUUUCUGAAAUGUCCAAGCAACAAUGGCAGUCACCUUUGUUUGUGUUUUCGACUUUACGAUUAUUUUAUGAGAAGUACAAACAUUUCUUGAAUUAGUGGCUGACAAGAAUUUAAGGUUGAAAGAACCUUUAUUUAAUUUUUUUUAGCAGUAAAAGUUCUUUUAACUUACAUUUCCUUUUACUGUAUAAACAUAAUUAAUUUUCGGAGGUGCCAUGUAGAUGAAAGUUGGAAGGUAGUUCACACCUCAAACUCUUACUUAGCUCUACUCAAAUUCAUUUAAAUGUUGAGAUGCUGUGCACCGGUUGUGUGGACUGAGGUGGCCUUUGUUUCAGGACAAUCAAAUGCUACAACACCCUUUAUGUUUGUGCAGCUAUGGGACACAUUCAUUGGAUUAUUAGCAGCUACUCCUUGAAUUAAUUUCAGUCAACACAGUUAUGAUUAUUAUCUUUAAAAAUAUAUUUUUUUAUUUGCCAUGAAUUAUUUUGCUAAUUUUACAGUGGUGCCACAAUGUAUAGUAGAAGAUUCACAUGUUGCCGACCUCUGGUUUAGGGAGAAGAUUUGUUUUAACUGGAUGUGUAUUUGAAAUGUUUGAGGGAGACUUUUGUUCGUUUUACUUAAAAUGACUUUUUAUGUUUUAUGAAGUUACAAUUAAGGUCAGUGUUUUAGUUCAUAGCUUUUGCAUAGCUGGACAUUUUGCUAUUUGAACUUGUUCUAUUUAGAAAGAAUUUUUCUUAAUGUUUUUCAUUGCUUUCCUGAUCUUAGGGGGAUGACAUGAACACUUGAACAAAUGCUGACUAAGUUUUGGACACAUCACAUUGAUCUUUUUCUUCUCUAACAUGUCAGCCAGAAAACACUUCCGAGACAUGCAGGUUUUUCCUUUAUGAUGAUGAUGUGACAAAUCAGCCAUCCAGGCAUACUGGUGAUCAGAAUGCAAAAAUGGUACUAUUGUUUUUUUUAUAUUGAAGUGCCUGGUGACCAAAUUGUUAUUCUGAACAUAAUGUUGCUUUCUGUCCAGUGUUUCUUUGUCUUACACCAGAUUUUAAUACAAAUGUUCGAACUGAAACGGUUCCAGUAUGUUUAUCUCACAAUAUUUACUUGAAUCUCGUAUGGCAGUAAUAGAAAUAAAAUCUCUAGCUGCCCUCUAGUGGGGUUUUUCCUGAAGUGCUCUUUA
Messenger RNA from Astyanax mexicanus (Mexican tetra), 4134 nucleotides. RefSeq names its product C2H2-type zinc finger protein. Lineage: Eukaryota; Metazoa; Chordata; Actinopteri; Characiformes; Acestrorhamphidae. Gene Ontology annotation, biological process: regulation of transcription by RNA polymerase II. Bases 603 to 2102 code for a protein of 499 amino acids. The record is from RefSeq and is a predicted model, not a curated record. Gene Ontology annotation, molecular function: RNA polymerase II cis-regulatory region sequence-specific DNA binding; DNA-binding transcription factor activity. The transcript has 3 exons.